AUGGGCCAGUAUACGGAAACAGAAGUCAAUCAAGCUCUCAAUGCAGUUGCAAGUGGGCAGAGUGUCCGAAAGGCAGCUCAUGAUGCUGGAAUUCCACCAUCAACCCUCCAGUCUCGAUUAAAGGGUUCACAGGCAAGAAAUGUAGCUUUCUCUAGCUUCCAGAAGCUAUCUCCAGCACAGGAAAGUCACUUAGCUGAAUGGGUGCGUAUCCAGGCGGCGUUAGGGCUGCCGCCAACACAUCAACAACUCAAGGAAUUUGCCCAGCGAAUCCUAGACAUCAGAGGCACUACCCAGCCACUUGGGAGAAACUGGAUUCAGUUCUUUAUUAAGAGAAAUCCAUCAAUCAAGGUUCAUAGAGCUAGAGCCAUCGAUUCUAAGCGUGUCAAUGGGGCCUCAACUAAUGUAAUCAGGCAAUGGUUUCAACAACUCGCCCUUCCAGAGAUCAAGGCGAUCAAACCACAUCAUCGCUAUAACAUGGAUGAAACUGGUAUCCUAGAAGGCAGAGGAUCAAAUGGCUUAGUACUGGGAUCAUCAGAAAGCUCAUCAAUGCGAAAAAAACAGCCUGGGUCUCGGGCUUGGACAACUAUGCUUGAGUGUGUCUCUGCAACUGGUCAGGCGCUUCCUCCACUUGUUAUUUAUCGAGGGAAAUCGGUUCAACAACAAUGGUUUCCUCUUGAUAUCCAUAAACGUGAUAUUUACAGUGGUUGGAAGUUCACAGCAACUGAGAAUGGCUAG
This is a messenger RNA of Colletotrichum truncatum, 735 nucleotides long. NCBI's taxonomy places the organism in Eukaryota, Fungi, Ascomycota, Sordariomycetes, Glomerellales, Glomerellaceae. The record is from RefSeq and is a predicted model, not a curated record.